AUGUACUUCUCAUCACUUCUCGUUGUCCUCGCGGCCACCGCGUCAGCCAUCGACAUUAGGGCCCACGUUGGCGACAACUGCGCCGGAGGUUCAGUCGCUUGUACCAACAUCAAUCCAAACGUGUGCUGCUCUUUCAGUAGCUCUGCAAGCAGCGGCAGAUCGAGCAUUGCUGUGGUUGCCAUUCCAAGCAACUGGCGCAUUCGCACUGAGGCAUACACGGGCGGUGGAUGCUCAUUCUUUGGGGGUCAGCGCGAUUCGGGCGGUAGCACAAGCGUCUGUCUGCCUUACACGACGCGCGGCGACCGCACGGGGGGGCAAUACUGGUUUCUCAACCGCAAGCGGGCUGUCGACGAGUCUUGCCCCACCGAGCAGCCCGGUGCCGGUAAAUGCGAGGCUGUCGUCAAACCUGAUACCCUCGGCCUCGCAGACGGCACUGAGUAUGACAUUGUAGGCUUGACGGAUGAGAAACUUCAGGAGCUGGAAAAUAUUGCCAACACUGGUGCUGAUGCCGACGCCGUACCUGCCGAGUUUCAGUCUCUACGUAAAACGGAGUCUUGA
This is a messenger RNA of Colletotrichum paranaense, 558 nucleotides long. RefSeq lists its product as uncharacterized. NCBI's taxonomy places the organism in Eukaryota, Fungi, Ascomycota, Sordariomycetes, Glomerellales, Glomerellaceae. The transcript has 3 exons. Bases 1 to 558 code for a protein of 185 amino acids. The record is from RefSeq and is a predicted model, not a curated record.